Messenger RNA from Schistosoma bovis, 1308 nucleotides. NCBI's taxonomy places the organism in Eukaryota, Metazoa, Platyhelminthes, Trematoda, Strigeidida, Schistosomatidae. The record is from the annotation of a GenBank genome assembly.
AUGUCACAAGACAAUAGCAGAUAUCAGCAAUACCUACCAACUACUUUAACUUACUAUACUACUGAAGAGGAUAUUAUUUCAGGUGAACAGCCAUAUUAUGAAGGAACCGGUGAAACAUAUGACGCUUAUCAAGUAAUACCGUAUGGAUAUGUUGUUGACGAAGAUUAUAUUAGUAAUAAUGGUGUCGAAUAUGAAGACACUGGAACUAAUUUGAACUAUUUGCCUACUUCAAAUUAUCAGGUUAACUAUGAUGACAUUGGUCAAUACUAUGGACCAGUUGAAUACAGUGGUAUGUAUAAUGAUUAUGCAGGCCAUGAUUAUAAUGCUCAAUAUGAUGAAUAUUAUCCAAGACAAGAUGUAUUAGUUAAUUAUCAAACAAGAACGGUUGGAAGACAUGCUACUGAAGGUCAAUAUAAUGAUCAUUAUGAAAAAAAUUAUUACGGGAAUGGAGACAAUUAUGAAGAUAACCUCCACAAUAACUAUGAUACAUAUAAUGCUGAGAAUAAUGUAUAUGUUCGUGAUUAUUCUAAUCUACCUACAACAUCAUAUAAACAUCAAAAGUAUGUACCCCAUAGUUUAGUCUAUUUAAAAGAUUAUUUUCCAAUUGAUGAUAAAUUAUAUGUAUUUUAUCCCAAAAAUCUAAAACAAAAGUAUUAUACUCUUCGUACAAUUCGACUUAAACAUGGUCAAUUUAGUCCAUAUUUCUCAAGUAAAUCAGCGAAAAGAAAUCCAAAUGGAGGUUUUAAAGAAAUUCAUCCAAAAUCAAAUACAGAAUAUCCUCAUGGUUACAAAAAUUUGGGAAUUAAUGAUUAUAAUAAAAAUGAUUAUUAUUAUUAUACUGAAUCAAGUGAACCAUCAAAUUAUAUCCCUUCAAAUUAUCAUUCAUACAAUAGAAAAGUGAACUAUAAACCAAUAGACAUAUAUUCAUCAAUAAAUUAUAACCAUGGUAAAAAUAAUAAUCGUGCCAAAGCACUUUAUAAUAGUAUUACUAAUAACAAUAAUUAUAACCCAUAUAAAUAUUCAUCAAAGCAAGAUUAUAAUGAUUAUAUUGAGGAAAAUAAACUACAAGAUGAUAUAUUUCUAUUUGGUGAUGCUUUAAAAACAACAGAUUAUGAAGAAUCAAUCUCAUAUCAUCAUAGUGGUAAACAAGAUCCAAAAGGUAAAAUUAGAAACUAUUUCAAUUAUGAUAUCUAUGGUAGAAUGAAACAUUCUGGCAAGUCGAAAUUCGGUGGUGGAACUAAAAAAUAUCAUACAGUUAUUGAUAGUGAUAAAAGAAAGAAUAAACAUUAUGUUACAUAUCUUCCAUAA